AUCUUGUGGACUGUUCCUGAAAUGUCGAGGCCUAAUUCUCCAUGCUGUUAGCACACAUGGAAUAAUGCCUGCUGUUAGCCUGGGCUUUAGCUAGCGUCAAUACAAAACAAAUCACCAACACUAUAUUAUCACCUGCAUGCUGUUUGAGAGGCCAUAAUCUAAAGAAGCUGUGAUAUUUUGGAGAAUUGCAGGCAGAAUGAACUCGCUGUGUGUUCAGCUGUAACUUUAUCCGCGUUUAAAUCUUCUGCUGUGUCUCCUGUAGUGUCACAGGCAAAUGCUGCAUGCUAACAGUGCUUUCACACAGCUAUGUCAGGAAUUAAAAGGAAACUGGAGGAUAAAGAUCCAGACUAUGAAGACAUAACCCAAGUGCAGCAGAGCAAGAGGAGCAAAGUACUCGAACAGAAUGCACGUGAUGCCACGAUACAGAAGAUCGAAGCGAUCAUCAGAGACCAGUUUGUCCUGGAGAUGAAAAACAAGGAACAUGAGAUUGAGGUCAUUGGCCAGCGUCUAAACGAGGCGAGGAGGAUGAUGGACAAGCUGAGAGCCUGCAUUGUGGCCAGUUUCUACACCAGUGCUGGCCUGAUGAAAGUUUCUGAGUCCUCAGUGAGUGAUUUGAACCAUCCAGCUAUCAAGCGCUUCCUGGAGUCUCCGUCUCGCUCGUCAUCUCCUUUAAACCAGGGUUCAGAGGCACAUUCUGUAGGCCACUCAGAGACUGAAUCCCUGAGUCAGCCAACAGAGCCAGGAGAAAGAGACAGUCAGGGCUGGAAAGAGGAAGACCUCAGGCAUCUGGAGCGCAGACCGGGACGCAAUACUGGCAAGGAUACAUUUGGUGUGCCAUCAUCUGUAGACCAGCACUUCACAUUCCACACUACGGGAGACGAGGCAUCACGACUCUACGUGAAGAAAACCAUUGUUGUGGGCAACGUUUCAAAGUACAUAGCUCCUGAUAAGAGAGAAGAGAAUGACCAGUCCACCCAUAAGUGGAUGGUGUAUGUCCGAGGUUCAAGGAAGGAGCCCAGCAUCGACCAUUUUGUGAAGAAGGUUUGGUUCUUCCUGCACCCCAGCUAUAAACCCAAUGACCUGGUGGAGGUGAGUGAACCCCCGUUUCACCUGACACGGCGCGGCUGGGGUGAGUUUCCUGUGCGUGUGCAGAUUCAUUUUAAAGACCAGCGGAACAAACGUAUUGAUAUCAUCCAUAAUCUGAAGCUGGACAGGACAUACACAGGACUGCAGACUCUUGGAGCAGAAACGGUGGUAGAUGUUGAGUUACAUAGAAACUCCCUGGGUGAGGACUUCAUCCCAUUCCCAUCUUCCUUCUUCUCAUCAUCAUCUUCCUCCUCUCACCUGGCAAGUACAGCUGCCCAUGGUACACUGGCUGGAAAGUCUGCAAGUCAAAAUUCCCAGAAUUCCUGCCAUGCAGUGUCACCCUCUCAGCUGUCUCCUGACUCUAACUCAGAAAAAGGUGUGAAGAGCGAGACUGUGCGAUCAUCAUGUUCUGAGGGAACAGUGUCACAAGCCAAAGGGGUGGAGAAAAUCACCCAGAGCUUUCAUAGCAGCUCAGCAUUUCAGCCAAUCACAGCCAGCUGCAAGAUCAUGCCCCAGGGACAGACACCCAGUCCUGCAGAGUCACCUGGGAAAUCCUUCCAGCCAAUCACCAUGAGCUGCAAAAUUGUAUCUGGCUCCCCUAUUUCUACCCCUAGUCACUCUCCCCUGUCUAGAACACCCACCUCCACCCCUGUACACAUGAAGACCAGCUCAUCUGUAAACAACCCGUAUCUCAGUACUGACAAGCCAGGUCAGGUGAUGAGCAUGACUACACCCACUACAGGAAGUCCAUCAGCCAAACAGAGUGGUGCUGCACAGGGUGCACGCUCACCUGCUCCGAAAGUCCACUCAGGCGGCUUCCUCUCAUCUGGAGUCAAGGUGAUCAUUAAGCAGGAACCAGGAGAAGUAACUACAUCGACAUCUUCACAACAGCAGCCUGGAUCCACAGCACCAGCCCAACAGCAGUAUGUGACUGUGAAAGGGGGUCACAUGAUUGCUGUGUCACCCCAGAAGAGUGGGGUGGGGGCAGGAGGAGGAGCCACACCUACCAAGAUGGUGGGGAUUCCAGUUGGCUCUGCCCUGCAGUCUGCAGUAAAGCAGGUGGCCAUCAGCAGUGGUCAAAUCCUGGUUGCUAAGUCAAGCCCUGCAGUCUCCAAGGUAAUGGGACAGAAGCAGGUGGUGGCACAGGGCGUGGCUAAAGCAAUUGUCAGUGGGGGCGGAACAGGUACCGGAAGUGGGGUGUGUGUACAGCAGGUGCACACCGGUGCCAAAUCAACAGGAGGAUCAGGAGGCAGUGGCAAGAGUGGAGUAAUGGCAACGCUGCAGUUACCGGUGAAUAAUUUGGCUAAUUUGGCCAACCUGCCUCCGGGCACCAAGCUCUACUUGACCACGAACAGCAAAAACCCAUCAGGCAAGGGCAAACUCUUGCUCAUCCCACAGGGAGCCAUCCUGAGAGCCUCAAAUAGCACAGGGCACCAGUCACAGAGUUCUUCUUCUGGUUCUGCUCAGUCGUCCGGCAGCAGCUCUGGAUCCAGCAGCCUGCCCACCAGCCUGUCCUGCACCUCGUACAUACUGAAACAGACCCCACAGGGCACGUUUCUGGUUAGUCAACCAGGGGGUUCUGGGAAGCAGAGCACAGCCAGUUCCACAAGUCAUGCCACAUCUAGUCCCACCUCUGUUACCCAGCAGGCCAUUCGUGUUACAGCAGGACAGAAGGCAGCCAUCUUGGCUCAGGUGGUCGGUGGCUCCCAGGGGUCUCAGGUAAAGCUGUCUGAUGGAUCGGUGAAGACGGUGACGGCUGCACAUCUGUCCAAACCAGGCAGUACCACUUUGAGGAUGACGGGGGGACUCAUCACAGCAACUACUUCAAGUUCACCUGCCGCUACCUCCACUUCUCAGCAGUCAGCAGAGGUCGCUGGAGUGUCUUCUGCUUCCUCAGGUACUAAAGCACAGCAUCCUCUACUGAUGGCAGCCAAUCAGGCUGCAGUAAUCAGUGCCGCUAAGAGUGCUAGCUCAUCAGCUAACGCAGCAAAAAACACAGGCGCCGUUGUAUCGGCAUCUAAAAGUAUCAACAUGCCGCUUAUCAGCCUGUCGAAGGGAGCAGGGACGGCGGUAGUGAGUGUGCCCAAGAGUGCCAGUCCUUCAUUGGUCAGUGCCGCAUCUCUCGUGGGAGGAGCUACAGUCAGUGGGAAGGCAGCGGCUGCAAUUUCAGGCAUGUUAAAGCUACAUUCUGGGCAGUCAGGCUCACAACAGACGGUUCUGACGAUUCCAGCUAACCAGCUUAAGCAGCUCAGCAUCAGCGGUGCAUCCACAGGCCUCCAGACAAUCCUAAUGCCUGUUGGAAAAGUAGUGCAAUCUGGGUCUAAAUCUGCAUCCAGUGCUCAGAGUGGAGUUUCCCUUUCUACCACUGCACCUCUAGCUCAAGUCAAGACAGAACCAGGAUUAUCCAGCUCCUGCACAACCCCAGUAACGCCCACUUCUACCCCUCUAUCUACAGUAUCUACCCCCCUGCCCACAGCCACCUCUGCUACUGUUAAACUAGAACAAGGCACAGAAACCACGACACAUGAGCUUCUUAAUACGGAACAUAUUGAAACCAUGUUGCAACUCUUGACAGCUGCAGUGAAGAAAUUUCCUUUGAUUGUCCCAGAAAAAACUGAAGAUUCCCACCCGUUCUGUGCUACCUCUGUGGAGCAGUACUAUUCCUGGAACAUUGGAAAACGCAGAGCCGCAGAGCUCCAGAGGGCAGUAGCAGUGAAGCGUCUAGUUCAGGAUAUUUUAGACCGGAACCCACGACUACAGGCCCUCAGCCCACCUAAGACCAGGGAAGUGGUCCAGUGGUGUCGUCUCCGUGGAUUCACACCACCUGACCCUGAACCCCAGCGCAUAGAGGAGGACUCCAUAGAAGACAUUCUAACACAGAUAGACAGUGAGCCAGAGUGUCCCUCUACUCUGACGGAUGGUGAAGAACUGUGUCAGCGUCUUGAGCAGUUGCAGAGGUUAUUAAAGACUGAGCCAGAAGAGGAAGACACAGAGCCUGUUGACAUUGUUGCUGUCGAAGAGGACCGAAGCAAAAGGGUCAAGGUCAAGCAGGAGCAGGAGGAAGCAGAGGAGGAGCCCAAAUUCUUCCUGGGGUUAUGUCCCUCUUCCCAGUUUGUCAGAGACACAGCAGAGCAGAUUGGUGUGAGUUUCCAGCCAGUUGAAGUGGAGAGAAAUGUCUUUGCUCCCGUUGUGGAAGCCAUGAUUCUCAAGGCCACACAACAGUUUGCCAGUGAGGUACUGAGAGAAUCACUAGCAAAUGCCUAUGGGAAGUCGCCUCAAAACAGAGUUCCCAGAGAAAUCUCAGCCAUGAAUAUACACCAGGCUGCCAGCUCAAUACCCACCUGUGAUUUCCUCACCAAUAGGUACAUGGGCUUCCUGCUGAAGGAUGGUGGCCAUGAAGACUGAAAGUGGAUUUGGAAUUCCAGAGCUGCUAAAAUAAACUCCCAUACACAUGCACAGAUUACUGGCAUGCUUACUGGCAUGCUUUCAGCAGUGAAUAAGUGUGAAAUGUACAGGGGCUGACCCUUCAGACACAGGCAUCACAUUAACAUGCUGUGAUGCCUGGUACAAUCCGAAGAUGUGUUUGGAUGGAAUGAAGCGGUUAUGUUGAACUCUUUGAUGGUGUAACAGCAGUACAGGAGUUAUCAACACAUGGACAUCACUGUUGAGUUUAACAAGAUCAUACAUUUAUUGUCUGGACCUGUUCAAACCAUCUGUCUCAAUGUUUGUAUUUUGUUUGACUUUCAUUAUUAUGAGUAUCACAUUCAGACUUAGAUUGCGCUUAGUAACGUGGUCCAAUGUGACGGAUUCUCUGCUUGUCAGAUCUACACGAGCACCUAUAUACAAAGAUGAGGGAGGAAAAGAGGCACUCAAUAUAUCAACCUGUUGUGUGUCUAGUUAGUUAGUAAAUUCAUCUUCAUUUCACGGUUUUCUACAGUCAGUUUUAGUGCAUUUCUGAGUAGACUGCAUACUUUGCAAUACUAGUGAUACAGAAUGGUUAUGGUAGUGUGAUCACUGUUGUACUUGUAUGUAUUAACUAGUCUUAAUCUGUGGGUUGCUGUUGUAGGAGACACAACCAGAAAAUCAGUAAUCACAUGUCUAUUGUGAAGUCUACAUUCACUGUUUUUUCUUUUCUUUUUUGAGCACUGAGCAGCUGGCAUUAAAAUGCUGGCUGGUUGUGCAUUUUGUGUAUUGUUGUGGUCCAUAAAGUCUUGCCCAUCUUCAGACUUAAACAUUGCAGGAGGUGUGUUUAGGAGCUGAUAACUUACACAGUGAAGAGAAAAUUCCAGUGUUGUAUUUUGUAACAUUUGCUGAAGCAUUUUUGUUAUGAAGAUGGCCGGUGCUUGCUAGACUUGCUGAAGACUUAAUAUUCAGGUGCUUUUACGUCAUUGCAUACGUAAGCCUUUCUCACACCUUGUCCUACUGUAUCUCACCAUUGUAUGGUUUUGCGUGAGCAAACACACCUUAUCAAACUUGCUAAGUACAUGUUACUAAACCACAUUUAAACCUAGUAUGCUACACUGGAGAUGAAACAAAGCUAAAUUAUUCAGCAGUUAUCUUUACAACAUAACUGCUCAGGAGGUAGGUUUCUGGUGGCAGACGGCUCAUUCGUUCAGAAGGUUUUGUGGUGUUAAAUUCUCUAAAAGUGCAGAGUUUUGUAGGAUGAAAUUUAGCCAAAUUUGAUUUAGAAACAAAUGCAGUUAAUGGGCUCAGACAUGCCUGGUGAAUUCUCCUGGCUUUCAUUCCAUUUAUGUUAGCUUAAGUAGUGUUUUAGUCUAAGCUGAUACAGUUGAGUGUAAAUUUGCACCACUUUAGGACAAAAUGAAGAAAAAAAGAAUGAAGUAAAACGCUGAAUAUGAUCUCAGUUCAGAGGUUUGCAGCUCUUUUUCAGAAUGUGAUAUAAAAAAAAAUUGUAAAGACCUCUGUACCCACUCUCCUUUAAAACUACCUCCAAUCUUAAAUACUCUAACAGGCUUUUGAAUUGUUUAGCUGGAAUUGUUAAGCCCACCACUCUUCCUGACUAGACCUUGACCUGUUCUUAUCGACACAUCUGUUAUAAACUUUGCCACAUGUCAGACACUGCCUUGUUUAGGUGGGUACACUGUGGUCAUAACUAAAUGUAGACCUAUUGCCUUUGGGUUUUUUUUCCCCCCAUAUUUAAACUUUUUGCACUCGACUAUAUCACGUUCUACAUUGUGAUUAAUGUAGAAGUAACGAACCAGCAAUGCGUUUCUCCAGUGUGUCCUCGUGUUUGUAAAUGUAUGUCAAUUUGAGUGUGGGUGCCAAGGUUUGUUUGCUCUGUGACAGUUGUAUAUUUUUGUGUAUGCACGUGCUCUGUGCACGAACAGACUUAACUAAACAGUCAUAACCUGUUUAAACAAUCUUAAUGUAUUGUAGACACACAUGACCAAUUAUAUUUUGCCUUGUUAUGUAACUAAAAUAAUGACUAUUCUUGUAUUAAAAUGGUAGAUAUGCCACUAAA
Molecule: messenger RNA, 6568 nt
Organism: Tachysurus fulvidraco (yellow catfish)
Lineage: Eukaryota; Metazoa; Chordata; Actinopteri; Siluriformes; Bagridae
Gene: yeats2
Product: YEATS domain containing 2
Exons: 32
Coding region: 307-4491 (1394 amino acids)
Biological process (GO): chromatin remodeling; regulation of transcription by RNA polymerase II
Cellular component (GO): NuA4 histone acetyltransferase complex
Molecular function (GO): histone binding
Source: RefSeq, a predicted model, not a curated record